This is a messenger RNA of Beta vulgaris subsp. vulgaris (sugar beet), 1860 nucleotides long. RefSeq names its product histone-lysine N-methyltransferase ASHR2. NCBI's taxonomy places the organism in Eukaryota, Viridiplantae, Streptophyta, Magnoliopsida, Caryophyllales, Amaranthaceae. The record is from RefSeq and is a predicted model, not a curated record. The transcript has 3 exons. The coding region runs from base 254 to 1438 and encodes 394 amino acids. Gene Ontology annotation, molecular function: protein binding.
UGUAGACUUGUAGUUGUAGCUUUAGUUUUGGAGACCUAAACUAGUUGGGCUUCUGGAGGAGGGUGUGCCUUUGUAUUUAGUAAAUUCUAACCGAAAUAGAAUAGGAGUCUGUAGAUCAUAGAAGACAUAAAUAAAGACAGAGUGAGUGAAGUCUCUUUGUAUUUCAACUACUACGCCGCAUCAAUCUCUCUCCUCUGUUACAACUUCAACUUUCAGCAAAUCAUAGGAGUGAAGUCUCAGUAUUCCAUUGCCCAUGGCUGUAGCUGAUAAUCAUGCGCUGAUAUCACCGUUUUUGAGAUUGGUGGACAUUGAAGGGAAAGGGAGGGGUCUAGUGGCAUCUCAGCCACUUAAAGGAGGACAAACUGUCCUCCGAGACUCUCCCAUCCUAACUUACUCGGCUUUUCCUUUAAAACGACAAGGGGAUGGCUUUUCUUACUCUAGAUAUUGUGGUCAUUGCUAUAGGCUUUUGGUCACAGGAGAUAGGACAUUGGCAUGUCCUUCGUGCUCUCAUCCCGAUGAUGCAAUAUAUUGCAGCCCUAAAUGCCAGUCUUUGGCCCUUCGUUUCACACACACACCAUGGGUGUGUCAAUCUCUUAGUUAUUUACGAAAUUGUCCCUUAUUGGUUGACCAGCAACCUGAAGAUCGCCCGAUCCAAGCUCGUUACUUGGUAGCUGCAUUGAAUCUUGCUAUGGUUAAUCCUCCCUUCUUCCAGACACUGAUGUCACUUGAUGGAGGUGGACCCCAUGGUGGAGAAAGGGAUUCAGAUGCUGCUAUCUUUCUGCACUCUAUCAUCUCAGCAUUACCUUUUCCUGAGGGAUUAUCUGCUCCAUCAGUGGAAAUUACUGCUGCUCUACUAUCAAAGGACAGGUGCAAUUCCUUUGGUCUCAUGGAGCCUUUUUCAGAACAUGGGGAAAGAUCUGUGAGAGCUUAUGCUAUUUAUUCAAACGCUUCAUUCUUCAACCACGAUUGUCUGCCUAAUGCAUGCCGAUUUGACUAUCUUGAUACCGAAACUGAGGGAAACACUGAUAUGAUUAUUCGAAUGAUACAUGAUAUUCCUGAAGGCCAAGAAAUUUGCUUGAGUUAUUUUCCAGUCAAUCUAAGUUAUCCUGGAAGACAGAAGAGGUUGUUGGAUGAUUAUGGUUUUUCUUGUUUUUGUGAUCGAUGCAAGAUUGAAGCUAAAUGGCCAGAUGAGGAUGAUGAUGGUGAGGAUGAAAGUAUGGAAGAGGAGGAUGAGGAGAUGUCGCCGUCAGAUGUGGAGAACAAUGAGAUUGAGCAUGAAGGGGAUGAUGAUUUUCCUCAUGCCUAUUUUUUUGUGAGAUUCGUGUGUGAUAAAGAAAAUUGUGGAGGCACUUUGGCUCCUUUGCCACCCUCAAAUAAUAAUACACCUAAUAUCAUGGAGUGUAAUGCAUGUGGCUCUUUGAAGAAAGAAGAGUUAUAACAUGAUGAAGGAAAAUGAUUUUACUGAGGGUUGACUGGUGUUUUGGAGGCUAUCUUCUCUCAUUGAACGGUAAAGAAGCUUAUUUUGAAAGACCUGAGAGUGAGAAUUGCAGAUAUGCAGCUGCGAUAACCUCGACUUUCGGUCUGUAAAAACUAGUAGGCCAAAACCUGCUAGUGUUGCUCUUCUCUCUUCAGGCUGACGCUACGAAGCCGGAGAUCGUACUGUUUGCUUUUAUUUACUGUAUGAGUUUGAAGUCCAUAAUCUUAAUUCAUAAUGUUUCUGUUCGCCAUUGGUUAGGGAAUGCUUGUUCUGUUGUUUAGUUUUAUGUACUUAGUUGUAAAGUUGUUCCUCUCUUGGUAUGAUAAAUCAGCUGAGACGUUUAUUUUUUCUUCUACCGUUUGAUUUAUAUGAUCUUUAAUGCA